Messenger RNA from Parastagonospora nodorum SN15, 984 nucleotides. RefSeq lists its product as hypothetical. The coding region runs from base 1 to 984 and encodes 327 amino acids. The record is from RefSeq and is a predicted model, not a curated record. Lineage: Eukaryota; Fungi; Ascomycota; Dothideomycetes; Pleosporales; Phaeosphaeriaceae. The transcript has a single exon.
AUGUCGUCAACAGCAGCUUCGAGCUCUACCCCACCGCCCCCACAAUCCUCCGCGCUACCUCCACAACACGACUCUCAAGUUGCCAACAACCCUGACUGCACCACUUCAGAAUCGUCUCCAUCAAACUCGUCGAAAGUAGUCCCUAAACGCAAACCCCUUCUCCGUCUCGAACUCCGCGAUCUUUCAUCCAACGGUUCAUGCGCAUUCCUUCGCCUCGUCCACGCCUCCAACGCUCUCCAAGAUGCCGUCGAUGCCGUCCUCAAGCUCCUAUACAAGAAUAUGCGUACAUCAUGUAUACCACCCACGCGUUCCGUAACGCUCGUGAUCCGAGACAUGGAAGGUGUAGCAUACACAACAGGCCUUGACCUCGAUGACGACCACAAGGAGAUACACUUCAGUACAAAGUACAUUGAGCACGUGCCCGAGGCGCGACAAAAGGAGGAAAUUAUGGGCGUGUUGGUGCAUGAAAUGGUACACUGCUGGCAGCAUAGCGGGUUUGGGAAAGCGCCACCCGGGCUUAUUGAGGGUGUGGCGGAUUGGGUGCGCUUGAAGGCUGGGUAUGCACCGCCGCAUUGGAAGAGGCAUACGGAUUGUGAUUGGGAUGCGGGCUACGAGCGGACUGGAUACUUUCUAGAAUGGUUGGAGGGGAAGUAUGGUGUCGAUGUGGUUAGGAAGAUUAAUGAUGCGAUGAGGGAGUGCGAUUAUGAUGAGAAAAAGGUGUGGCAUGAAUGCUGUGGAGGGAAGGGUGUUGAAGAACUCUGGAAAGAGUACAAGAAGAGCGUUGAUAAUGAUUGUGAGGAGAUGGAAAAGGAGCCAGAGAAAGACCGUGAGGAACAGAAUGAUGAGCAUACUGAGGAAACUGAGGCAGGCGAAUCAGCUGAAGACGACAUUCAGUCAUCGGCCUGGAGAGACCGCACGGAGGAACGUAACAAAGCCCGGAGAGGAGGAAACAUACAUAUCCCACUGCGACCAAAAAUGGGAUGA